CUGAAACGACGCUGUUGGGCCUCGUUUUCAAAAUCUCCAUCUCCCUGCUCCAAGCUGUAUUGUAAGUUGCAACUCUCCAUCUUAAAACUAAUUUCAUAUCCAGAAAGAUAAUCAUGGCAGAACCACCGGAAAAUAUCCCAAAUCCACGAUCAAUGGCGGUACCGCAAUUUCUAAAAACCCUAAGGAAACUCUUAGCUUCAGAUGAACUCCCACUCCAAAAGCUCAAUUGCUACAUUCCUAUUUUCUCUUCAAAUCCUUUUCUUCUUAUAUCUCUCCUCUCUUCCAAAUGGCUCUUCAACCGUCCCACUACUCUUCUCUCCUUCUUUAAAUGGGCGCAAUGUCAUCUCCCUCCCUCCAUCUCUCAAUCUCCUCUCCUUCUCUUUUCCGUUCUCUCUCCUCUCCUGUCCCAUCACAAAUUCUCCGACGCCAAAUCACUUCUCACAUCCUUCAUCGCUGCUGACAAGUCCAACAUCCUCCACCGUCACAUCCUCCAGCUACCUGAAGCGGUAGAGAAUCCUCGCAGCUUGAAAUCCCUCCUCGAUAUCUCAAUUAAGGUCUAUGUUGCCUCUGAUAGACCCCACCAUGCUGCACAGGUUUUUAACAAGAUGAACAGGUUGCAUCUCCCGCCUAAAUUGCGUACUUGUAAUACUCUUCUUAAUGCUUUGGUCAGGUUUCCGUCUAAGCAUUCUGUUUAUUUGUCUAAAAUUGUUCUUAGUGGUAUGAUUAAACUUGGUGUUAAGGUCAAUACCAACACUUUUAAUAUUUUGGUCUACGGGUGUUGCUUGGAGAACAAGUUUGGGGAGGCAACUAGUCUUCUAGGUAAAAUGAAGGAAUUUGGUUGUUUGCCUGAUUCCUUUAGUUACAACACAAUUUUGGAUGUUUUGUGUAAGAAAGGCAAGUUGAAUGAGGCGAGGGAUUGGUUAUUGGAAAUGAAAAAUAAGAGUUUGAUGCCAAAUAGUAGUGCUUUUAAUAUUUUGGUUGGUGCAUAUUGUAAGUUGGGAUGGUUGAAGGGAGCAUCUCAGAUUAUUGAAUUAAUGUGGGAGAAUAAUGUCUUGCCAGAUGUUUAUACUUAUACCAUAUUGAUUGAUCGAUUAUGUAAAGAAGGGAGGAUUGAUGAGGCAUUGAGGUUACGAGAUGAGAUGGAGAAUUUGAAGUUGUUGCCUGAUGUUGUUACUUAUACUGCAUUGAUUAAUGGGUGCUUUGAGUGUAGUAGUAGUGCAAAGGCAAUUGAAUUGAUUCAAGAGAUGGAGAGGAAGGGAGUGAAGCCAGAUGCCGUUAUACAAAAUAUACUGGUCAGUUGGUAUGUGAAGGAUGGAAAUGUGGAUGAUGCAAGAAAAACCAUUAGGAAGAUGGAAGAAACUGGAGUUUCAUUUAAUACUGCUAGUUAUAACACAAUUUUGGAUGCUUUGUGUAAGAAAGAGAAGCUGAAUGAGGCUCAGGAUUUGUUGUUGGAUAUGAAAAAUAAGGGGUUAAUGCCAGAUAGUUGUAGUUUUAAUAUUUUGGUUUGUGGAUAUUGCAAGUUGGGGUUGCUGAAGGAAGCUUCUGAGGUUAUUGAAUUAAUGUCACAAAGUAAUGUGUUGCAGGAUGUUUGGACUUACAAUAUUUUAAUUGGUGGAUUAUGUAAACAAGGUAGGAUCGAUGAGGCGUUUAGGUUGCAAGAUGAGAUGAAGACUUUGAAAUUAUUGCCUAACGUUGUUACUUAUAACACAUUGAUUAAUGGGUGCUUUGAAUAUGGUAGUAGUUCAAAGGCAUUUGGAUUGAUUCAAGAGAUGGAGUCGAAGGGAAUGAAGCCAGAUGCAUUUACACAUAGUAUAGUGGUUAAGUGGUAUGUGAAGAAUGGAAAGAUGAAUGAUGCUAGAAAAACCAUUAGGAAUAUGGAAGAAAGUGGAUUUUCAUCUAAUAUCGUUUGUUAUAAUAUAAUUUUGGAUGUUUUGUGUAAGAAAGGGAGGUUAAAUGAGGCUAAGGAUUUAUUAUUAAAAAUGAUAAAUAAGGGGCUGAUGCCGGACUGGUGUACAUUUAAUAUUUUUGUUUGUGGGUAUUGUAAAUGGGGGUGGUUGACGGGAGCAGCUCAAGUUAUUGAAUUAAUGUCACAAAAUAAUGUGUUGCCUGAUGUUUGUACUUAUACUAUGUUGAUCGGUGGGUUAUGUAAAGAAGGCAGGAUUGAUGAGGCAUUUAGGUUAAGAGAUGAGAUGGAGAAUUUGAAGUUAUUGCCUGAUGUUGUUACUUAUAACACAUUGAUUAAUGGGUGCUUUGAGUGUGGUAGUAGUUCAAAAGCAUUUGGAUUGAUUCAAGAGAUGGAGAGGAAGGGAUUAAAGCCAGACGCAUUUACACACCAAUUACUGAUUAAGUGGUAUUUGAAGGAUUGGAAGAUGGAUGAUGCCGAAAAAACCAUUAGGAAAAUGGAAGAAAGUGGAUUUUCACCUGAUCCUGCUGCAUAUAAUACUUUGAUAAAUAAGUAUUGUAAAAUAGGGAAGCUGGGUGAAGCAUUUAGGAUGAUGGAUGAAAUGGAGAGGAAAGGUUUGAAUGUGGAUAACGUGAAUCUUAAUUCCAUUAUUCAUAUUCUUUUUGGGGAAAAUUCUUUUAUGCCAGAUGUGUUUACUUGUAACAUUCUUCUUCGCAUGCUAUGUAGAAGAGGUAUGCUUGAAAAGGCUCUUAAUCUCUUCAACACAUGGAUUUCAAAAGGGGAAAAAGUCGAUGCAGUUGCAUACAACACAAUAAUAUUGGGUCUUUGCGAACAAGGCAGAUUUGAGGAGGCUUUUGAUCUUCUUGUAGAAAUGAAAGAAAAGAAGCUAGGUCCUGAUUGCUAUACAUGUAAUGCAAUUCUGGGUAUACUUGCUGAUGCGGGUAGGGUCGAGGAGGCUGAGGAGUGCAUGUCAAAAAUUAUGAAAAUGGGACAGUUGCAGGAUCAGAAUUUACUUUUGGAUAAAUGGAAAAUUAUGAGCAGUCAGACUCCUCAAGUAUCUGAUCCAAAUUCAAUUGCUUUUUCAGAAUAGAUUAAGGAGCUAUGCGCUCAAGGGAAAUACAAGGAUACAAUACAAAUUUUUCAAGAAGAAGAGCUUCACUUUAAAUAAAUCUGCCUAUAUUAAUUUGAUUAUGGGACUUGUUAAAAGGAGAAAAAGCAAAUCAUAAAGUUACUUUAUCAUUCUGAGCUCUUCUUGGGUUCUUGACAUUGCCUAGCUGGAGAAGACACAUCAUAUCAUUAACAUCAACGUUUUUGCAUGCAAUAAGGAGUUGAGCAGCUGUUCUUGCUGGUAGAUAUGGAAUCCAAGCUUGGCAAGCAUUCAAGGCGAGACCUCCUAAACUUAAAAUUUGCAAGUCCUAUGAGGGCAGUUUCAGCCGAAAAUGACCAGACGAGAAGCAGCUCUAAUUCUUGGCAUUGGGGAGGAUCUGACAGCAGAAAAGGUAGCCAUUUUCUUGCUUCUAAAGCACAUAAAAAAUUAAUAGUAGCAAAUCAUCCUGAUGCUGGUGGUAGCCACUAUCUUGCUUCUAAAAUCAACAAAGCAAAGGAUGUGAUGCUUGGGAAAACAAGGGAUGAUGGAUCUGCAUUCUGCUCAUCUGAAAAACGGGUAUAAGUGAAGUUAUACUUGAUGAUGAUGCUUUAAGAGCUUUUGAUUUUAGUAAGGAAAGUGUAGAAGUGGAUUCAUGACUGAUCAGAGGAGAGAAAAUAGUUUUAUGACUAAGAUAUCCCCACUAUCCUCCUCUCUCUCUACCCUUCUCUCUAUUUUCUCUCCCUUCAUGUCUCUUCACCUUUCCUUCUUCGGUCCUCAAAAAUUAGCUACUGUUAGCAUUAAGCAAGUUUUAGCCUGAGCAUAUACAUUCUUCAGUGCAAUAACGAUGGUUGUUCAACAAAAGGCAUUGAGAGUGGAGAUUAUAUGAGAACAUAACAAAUCCAUUAAAGUAAAUAGAAUUUGAUGCCAAUGCAGACACAAAAGAAAUCGAAGGGAAAGCCUCAAUAUACAGCAAGAAAAUAAAAACCAAAGCCAUAAAAGAGUAUUGAAUCAAGAAUAAUCAACAAUGGACAGAGGAAAUUUUGGGAAAAUCCAAAACACAAAGAUAAAAAGAAGACGAAGAAGAUGAUCAAUCUAGUAAAGAUCACGCAUAUACAACGACAAAAAGAAAGAAUAUCUCUUUCUCUUUAUUAGAAAAGAAAAAUAUUAAUUAAAUAUAUAUAUAUUAAUGAUGUUUCUAUGAAUCUGUGAGAGAAACUUUUUGUCAAUGUAACCGUUCAGAUUUGAUUUCCAUGUA
This is a messenger RNA of Jatropha curcas, 4245 nucleotides long. NCBI's taxonomy places the organism in Eukaryota, Viridiplantae, Streptophyta, Magnoliopsida, Malpighiales, Euphorbiaceae. The record is from RefSeq and is a predicted model, not a curated record.